UGCACUGUCAUCGGAUGUGUAUCCAAUUGUUUCUAUUUCUAAUAAUCUAGUUUUAUCUGCUUGCUAUGAUUUCUUGAUCCACCUAAAAUCGGUGUUCUAAACAACGUAACAUAUUAGAUAGAUAUUGUUUGGUUUAUUCCAUAUCUAUUAGGUAGUGAAAUAGUGCAGACGUUUCCCAGCGGACGCAUUCAGAAAUAAUGUUAGACAAGUGAUCGAGCUGAAAGUGGACUAGAAUCGUGAAGUGCAAUCUGUAUAUUCGGGAAAAUCUGACAAAUGGUUGUUGAGGCGAUUCGUGGACCAGCUAUGGUGGUUGUCGGCCGCAGGGCGUAUCGUGUCGGUUCAGGAGCUUUCAUCUUCUUCAAUCUCACCAGACAGGAUUAUAGCUGACGAGUAAUAUGCUCGUGUUCGAGCAGAGACUGAGUGCGCGUCAUUUGGGACGUGGGGUUGUGCUGAAAGCUCGCCUGGUGCAUGGUGUGGAAGCGAGAGGGUGGCGUAUGAAAUUCUCGUUGUUGAAAGCCGAAAUAGAGAUCGACGCCGACCCCGUUACUUACAGGGAACUUGCAAGGAGGCUGAAAGCAGCCAACCUAAACGUCAGGCCGUUACGUCCCUCGCGGUUACCUGUCACCCCGAAGACUGACAGCAGCCCGAUUGUGGUUCAUAAACCAAUUUUACCGCAACCUCCUAUACUCACUCCACCAAACCAAAUGAAGCCUCUGUAUUGUCAAGAUGGGACAGAUAUGAAGGUGAGCUCGCCGCCGUGUCACUCGCCAGGAGCUAUACUGCCCGAUCUGCCCCAACCUGCCGAGGAUCCUGACAAGAACUAUGGUCUCUCUAAAGAGGCGAGUGCAAGCGAGACACAAGCAUGGCUGUCUCGUCACCGUUUCUCUCAGCAUGCAACCACAUUCGCCAAUUUCUCGGGCGCAGAUUUACUAAGAUUGUCUCGUGACGACAUCAUUCAGAUCUGCGGGUUGGCUGAUGGUAUUCGUCUUUUCAACGCUCUGCAUUCCAAACGCAUAGAGCCUCGGCUGACAAUUUACGUAUGUCCGGCCACUAGCGACAUCUACAGCGCGUUGUAUUUACACUCGUGUCACGCCCGAGAGUUGCUUCAUAAACUACACAUUUUGCUAGAUUCCUGCGGACCUAAGGAUUACGAGACUGUGCUAGUAUCGGGUCCUAACGGUGCCAGAGUGCGUCUAACUGACGAACUAGUCAGACAUCUUCCUGAUAAUUCGACGUAUAGAUUGGAACGUAUCGAGGAAGCGAACGCGUUACUUCUGUGCGCUACAAACAACUGAGCAAUUAAAAAUCGCCUUACUUUUAAGUAGAAAUCUUAAUCUUUCAAACCAAUUUAUAUGUUAAAAACGGGUAAUGACCACGCUUAUUAAUGGUAUAUCGGUAUUUUUAAACCACUUUUUAAUGUGGAAAAAUAAAGAUAAACAUUUUGAAAAUAAAGGUAAUUUAAAUUGUCAUAGAACCUAGACUACAUUAUGCGUGGAAAACUCACUGUUAUGAUAGAAUAUGAAAAUUUUCCUUGAAAAAGAGAACUUCAUUCGUUUCAAAAUAGGAUACUAACGUCUAGUGACCCUGAAUGCAUUUGGACACACAC
Diatraea saccharalis (sugarcane borer) is the source of this 1606-nucleotide messenger RNA. NCBI's taxonomy places the organism in Eukaryota, Metazoa, Arthropoda, Insecta, Lepidoptera, Crambidae. The record is from the annotation of a GenBank genome assembly.